AUGGGUUUCUCGGGAUUGCAGUGGGACUGCUCUCAAGAAGGGUUGUCAGUCAACAUGACCAAGAGAGAGUUUAUGCGAAUUGCCGAGGGGGGCGAAGUAUACCCCACAACCUCGUCGGGUUUAUCGACUGGUGCCAUUGCCGGUAUCGCUGUUGGCGUCAUUGCGGCUAGUGCAGCAGUUAUCGGUAUCCUUGUCUGGCUUUGGCUACAGAGACGAAAGAAGAACGGUGAUAAGCUAGAGUCUAAUCCGCCCAGUUCACCGGAACCUGAGAACUCAUGGGCUACCGAGUUUAAGCCUGAAUGGACUGCCAACGCACCGGCAGAGUUGCCACCAACGAACUAUGCAGCAGCCGAGUUACCACCAGAGUCUGCACCGAUAUACGAGAUGGACGCGAUGCCGACGAAGCCUGUGGAGAUGCCAGGAUCGACGCCAGAACAUGUGAAGAAGGAAGAGAAUAAAGAGAAUAAGGAAAGCCAAUAG
Fusarium graminearum PH-1 is the source of this 480-nucleotide messenger RNA. RefSeq lists its product as uncharacterized. NCBI's taxonomy places the organism in Eukaryota, Fungi, Ascomycota, Sordariomycetes, Hypocreales, Nectriaceae. Bases 1 to 480 code for a protein of 159 amino acids. The transcript has a single exon. The record is from RefSeq and is a predicted model, not a curated record.